AUUUUUAUGUUUGUGUUUGCUUCCGUCAAAGGUUUGCAUGCGGAUGGUCUUUUUCAGGUCACGAUCAGGUAUAAUUAGUUUGUUGUCGGUGCUCUUCAAUUCUGACCACGUACGCAUAUGUUAUAGACCUGCUUUCAUUGCACUAAAUCCAUAUAGCACCGAUCGUCGUCGACUACCUGAUAACUGGGGCAAGAAAAGAUUGCAAAAGUAUAAACUACAUUACAUCAGAAACAUGGAAGAUCCUAAGAUUCAAAGCAUACUUCAGCCUUUUCGUAUAGCUGUCAAAGAGCAGGGAGAUCUAGUUCGGCAAUUAAAGGAAAGUGGAGCCCCAGAGUUAGAUGUAAAGAAAGCUGUAAAUGAAUUAAAAGCAAGGAAGAAGAUUCUUGAAGAUAAGGAAGUAGAAUUAGCUCCACCAGAGAUUGGAUUUGAUCGUGCUCGCAUGGAAGAUUUACUUAAACGACGUUUCUAUUAUGAUCAGUCUUUUGCAAUUUAUGGUGGUGUUACUGGGCAGUUUGAUUUUGGACCUAUGGGUUGUGCAAUGAAAAACAACAUUCUUAAUCUUUGGAGGUCUCAUUUUAUCUUGGAAGAGCAGAUGUUGGAAGUAGACUGCACCAUUCUUACUCCUGAAAAUGUCUUAAAAGCAUCUGGCCAUGUUGAUAGAUUUGCAGAUCUCAUGGUUAAAGAUCUGAAAAAUGGUGAAUGUUUUAGACUUGAUCAUUUAAUAAAAGCUCACUUAGAAAAGUUAAUGACUGAAAAAAAUGUGACUCCUCAACAAAUUGCUGAAUAUGAAGAUAUUAUAGUAAAGUUAGAUGGGUAUUCCAAGGAAGAAAUGAAUGCCAUUCUCAGGAAGUUUGAUAUGAAAUCUCCCAACACAGGCAAUGAUUUAUCUGAUGCUUUGGAAUUUAAUCUCAUGUUCAGCACUUCUAUUGGUCCAACAGGAAACUUAAAAGGUUUUCUUCGUCCAGAAACAGCUCAGGGUAUUUUUGUUAAUUUUAAACGCUUAUUACAAUUUAACCAAGGACGCCUCCCAUUUGCUGCUGCACAAAUUGGAAAUUCUUUUCGAAAUGAAAUCUCUCCAAGAACUGGGCUUAUCAGAGUAAGAGAAUUUACUAUGGCAGAAAUUGAGCAUUUUGUGGAUCCACGUUCUAAGAAUCAUCCUAAAUUCAAACAAGUGAAAGAUUUGAAACUUACAUUAUAUUCUGCUUGCAAUCAGAUGAAUGGAGAGUCAGCUUUUGUCUCUACCAUUGGAGAUGCUGUUCAAAAGGGCAUUGUGGCUAAUGAGACAUUAGGAUAUUUCAUGGCUCGUAUUUACCAGUUUUUAGUCAUGGUUGGUGUAAAUUCUGAUAAGCUUCGAUUCCGACAACAUAUGUCAAAUGAAAUGGCUCAUUAUGCGACUGAUUGUUGGGAUGCAGAGAUUAAAACAUCUUAUGGUUGGGUGGAAUGUGUAGGAUGUGCUGAUAGAUCCUGUUUUGAUUUAAGUCAACAUACCAAAGCAACUGGGGUGAAGCUAAAUGCUGAAGGACAACUUAAAGAACCAAAGACUGUGCAGGUCACAGAACUUCAACCCCAAAUGGCCAAGAUUGGAAAGUCUUUUAAAAAAGAUGCAAAAGAAAUUACUAGAGUGUUGAAAGAACUUGAUGAAGAAAGUAUAGCUUCUCUAGAAAAAGAAAUGGAAUCUAAAGGAGAAUAUACUCUUUCUGUAAAUGGUAAUGAUUUUGUCAUUUCAAAAGAUAUGGUGAAUAUCAACCGAAGUCAAAAGACUGUGCAUGUGGAGGAAAUAAUACCAGCUGUUAUUGAACCAUCUUUUGGUAUUGGUCGCAUCAUGUAUGCUAUUUGGGAGCACAGCUUCAGAGUGAGAGAUGGAGAUGAAAUGAGAACGUAUUUCGCUUUACCAGCAGUCGUUGCCCCUCUGAAGUGUUCAGUUCUGCCUCUGAGUGGACAUCCAGACUUUGCACCUUUUGUGUCAACAUUAUCACAAGAUCUAACUAAACAUGAGAUUUCCCAUCGUGUGGAUGAUAGUAGUGGAUCUAUUGGACGUCGUUAUACUCGUACUGAUGAAAUAGCCAUUCCAUUUGGUAUUACUGUGGAUUUUGACUCUUUAAAAGAGCCCCACUCUGUUACCUUAAGAGAACGAGAUUCCAUGGAGCAAAUACGAGUGCCUGUGGAUGUUGUAGCAUCUCUUGUUAGUGAUUUAGCACGUGGUAGACAGACUUGGGAAGCUGCAAAAUGUUGUUAUCCAAAGUUUGAACAGCAAGAAACAACUAAAGCAGGAUAGUUCCUAUUUAAUCAAACUAUGUGAUGUCAAAUAAAAAUUUUUAAAUGAA
This is a messenger RNA of Argiope bruennichi, 2324 nucleotides long. It is a transcript of the gene GlyRS, whose product is annotated as glycine--tRNA ligase-like. The record is from RefSeq and is a predicted model, not a curated record. The coding region runs from base 38 to 2275 and encodes 745 amino acids. NCBI's taxonomy places the organism in Eukaryota, Metazoa, Arthropoda, Arachnida, Araneae, Araneidae. Gene Ontology annotation, biological process: mitochondrial glycyl-tRNA aminoacylation. Gene Ontology annotation, cellular component: mitochondrion; cytoplasm. Gene Ontology annotation, molecular function: glycine-tRNA ligase activity; ATP binding. The transcript has 17 exons.